CCCAUACAUGUGUGCAUACUGCUCUUGGAGCAUGAUAAUACCCCAGGUUUAUUUUGUCGGAGAAGUGACGUGUGCAUGCGGCUUGUCUGGUGACGUGUCUCUUCAACUCUCUUUCCUCUCGCGGCGGCUGAUGGAGCCACACUGACUCCUCUGUGCACUCAAACUCUUAACAGCUACACAGCAGGAGUCGGUCCGACGACACCAUGGGGAUCAAAUUUUUGGAAGUCAUCAAGCCUUUCUGUGCAGUCCUGCCAGAGAUUCAGAAACCAGAAAGAAAGAUUCAGUUCAGGGAAAAGGUGCUAUGGACCGCCAUCACAUUAUUCAUCUUUCUGGUGUGCUGCCAGAUCCCGCUCUUUGGGAUCAUGUCAUCUGAUUCAGCAGAUCCUUUCUACUGGAUGAGAGUCAUCCUGGCCUCCAACAGAGGUACUCUGAUGGAGCUCGGGAUCUCACCAAUUGUCACCUCUGGUCUCAUCAUGCAGCUGCUGGCUGGUGCCAAGAUCAUUGAAGUUGGUGACACUCCCAAAGACAGAGCUCUCUUCAAUGGAGCUCAGAAAUUGUUUGGUAUGAUCAUCACCAUUGGACAGGCCAUUGUGUACGUUAUGACCGGCAUGUAUGGAGAUCCAUCAGAGAUGGGCGCUGGCAUAUGUCUGCUGAUCAUCAUUCAGCUUUUUGUUGCAGGUCUGAUAGUGUUGCUCCUGGAUGAACUUCUCCAGAAGGGCUAUGGUCUAGGAUCCGGUAUUUCUCUCUUCAUUGCGACCAAUAUCUGUGAAACCAUCGUCUGGAAGGCCUUCAGCCCUACCACUGUCAACACUGGCAGAGGUACGGAGUUUGAAGGAGCCAUCAUUGCUCUGUUCCACCUGCUGGCCACCCGUACAGACAAAGUGCGUGCCCUAAGAGAAGCUUUCUACAGACAAAACCUGCCUAACCUCAUGAACCUCAUCGCUACUGUCUUUGUGUUUGCCGUGGUGAUAUACUUCCAGGGCUUCAGAGUGGACCUGCCUAUCAAGUCAGCUCGAUACCGCGGCCAAUACAACACCUACCCCAUCAAGCUGUUCUACACCUCCAACAUCCCCAUCAUCCUGCAGUCUGCCCUGGUGUCCAAUCUGUAUGUGAUUUCCCAGAUGCUGUCGACACGUUUCAGUGGCAACUUCCUGGUCAAUCUUCUAGGAACCUGGUCUGAUACUUCAAGUGGAGGACCAGCUCGGGCCUACCCAGUGGGCGGGCUCUGCUACUACCUUUCUCCUCCCGAGUCAUUUGGUUCUGUUCUAGAUGACCCGGUUCACGCGGUCAUCUACAUAGUCUUCAUGCUUGGUUCCUGUGCCUUCUUCUCAAAGACCUGGAUUGAGGUGUCAGGAUCUUCAGCCAAAGAUGUGGCAAAACAACUAAAAGAACAGCAGAUGGUAAUGAGAGGACACAGAGAGACCUCCAUGGUGCAUGAACUCAACAGGUAUAUCCCUACAGCUGCAGCAUUUGGGGGGCUCUGUAUAGGAGGGCUGUCUGUCAUGGCAGACUUCUUGGGAGCUAUCGGAUCUGGAACUGGAAUCCUCCUUGCCGUUACCAUCAUCUACCAGUACUUUGAGAUCUUUGUGAAAGAGCAGAGUGAAGUCGGCAGUAUGGGGGCUUUGCUCUUCUAAUUUCAAAUAGGCCAAUCUGACCCACAUGAGAAAGAAUCCACUUAUUUUUAUUUUUGUUUUAUUUUGUUUUGCAACCUCUUCUGUCAGUGUAUUUUGCAGCAGGGAUAAGUAAUCUUUUUUUUUUUUUUUUUUUACUCCACCAUUUUUGUUUUCCACCAUACAUCUCUUGCUAUAGAGAAUAAGACAAGUGUUCAGGUUACUUUAAGGGUUAAGUGUUGUAUCUGUAAACAUGGAUUGAUUUUUUAAUUUUUUUUUCUCAGUAGAGGUCUCUGCAGGCUGCCUGAUUCACCCCUUGGCUGCCUUAUCAGCCGAAAAACGCUUAAAAGCACACGGUUGUGAGUGGCUGUCUUUGAAUUACCUCAGGCAUUUCUCAUUGUAGGCGUAUAAGGAACACUAAGACAGCAACAGCAUUUUGAUCUAAAGCUGAAGGUAUUCUGUAUGGACAUUUCAGGAGGAUCUGACAGAAAGCCUUGCCAUGUUAAUCACCUGUCAACCAUGUUUGAGAUUAAGAAAAGCCUGGAGAGUGAUGCAGAAAGCAUACCGAGAAUAACGCGGUACUUCUAAUAAUUCUCUGGCUAUCUCAGACAAACUAUUUGUAACAUUCGUUUAUUUUUUUGUUUUAAAUCACUGACUGUUUAUAUCAACACCCAUCUUACGCUGGGUACAGCGUUUGUCCAAUAUCCCUGGGCCCUCAGCGGAUCUUGUCUGUUUCAUCACGCUCUUUUAUUCCCAGACUCAAUCGCUGCUGAAAACUGCCGGGAUGGUCGGGAUGAGGGUGGGUUUGAUAGGGCUAAGAAAGGGGUUCAUUUUUGUUUUUACUUUAUGUAUGGCAUAAUUGUGUUAUUAAAAAAAAAUGUUUU
Messenger RNA from Cyprinodon variegatus (sheepshead minnow), 2494 nucleotides. Its product is annotated as protein transport protein Sec61 subunit alpha-like 1. The record is from RefSeq and is a predicted model, not a curated record. Lineage: Eukaryota; Metazoa; Chordata; Actinopteri; Cyprinodontiformes; Cyprinodontidae. The transcript is spliced from 12 exons. Gene Ontology annotation, molecular function: transmembrane protein transporter activity; ribosome binding; signal sequence receptor activity. Gene Ontology annotation, biological process: post-translational protein targeting to membrane, translocation; SRP-dependent cotranslational protein targeting to membrane, translocation. Gene Ontology annotation, cellular component: membrane; Sec61 translocon complex. The coding region runs from base 204 to 1634 and encodes 476 amino acids.